CAUAGCCUGUCUGCCGUCUACCGUUAGCUGCUGCACAGCGUGUCAUUGGUUGUUAUGAAGUCAGAGGAGAGCAGUCUUUAGCAGCAGCUGUUACCCAGCGCUGCUGCUAACACACGCACACACACACACACACACACACAGCAGAGAACAACCAUCUUUGGUAAAGCAGUUUACCUCCCAAUGACUUACUGUGUGUCUCCUUAUCUUUCUUUGAAACAAUGUCAUAGCCAGUUCAGGCAAAAUAGACAACACAUAAGUGACAAUGUAGGACGUCUACAUUGUUUACUACUCUAGUAAAUGCAAAGAGACUCUAUGAAAUUUAACUUUAAAUCUAUUCUCACACUGUGAAACACAAUGUCAUCGACCCUCCUUGUUUAAUUUACAAAAAAGAGAAUGCCUGGAGUUCGACAACAUCAGCAAACAUCGGUUUCCACUGAAGCUGCUGUUCAAGGCCCAUGCAGGCACUGUUACCACCUGAUAACGUUCAAGAUAAGUUCUCCACCAGAGAAUAUGCCUCAUGUGUAACAAGAGCAAGCUCAUAACAAACAAGUGCCUUUUGCUUCUGGUGUUGUUUUGUUUUCGAAAUGGACAGCAACAAUUUCCCCCAAUUUUUUUAAUAUAAAGACCCACCUUUUAAAAAUGUAUAGUGACCAAGUUCACGGCAUAAACCGCGACAACUGCAUAGUUGUAACACAGAGUAUUCUUUUUGCAAAGGUAAACAAGUCAGAUAAUUUCUAAGAAUUUCUAAGAUAAUGUAUGUGUGAUAAAUUAACAACAGCUUCAUGUUAUGCAUGUUAUUUUAAUUGUUUGCACAUAAAUCGUAAAGUGAUACUGGAAACAUUUCUGUAAAAUUAUUUGGUCACCCUAAGAAAACAAACCACAUGUCAAGUCAGCUCUGAACAAGUUUACUGUAAAUCAACAUUUUAUUACUCAAUCACAUCUCUUUAAUUUCUUGUUACUCUAACAUCAAGGAAAGUUCGUUCGCCCACUCUUCUGAGCAGCUGUUAAUCAGAAAUAUUGUUUCUUUCAAGUGUCUAAUCACUUGAAAGACGUGGCUUGGGGGCACUUUAAGAUGUGUUUAGUGUCAGUGUUGACCAAGGUAAUCUGCUAAACUGUACUGUGGCUAGUGUCUGGCUGAAGAGCACCGGUUUUGACCUGCUUUCUGAUUGGCAGAAGUUCAUAAAGCUUCAGCCUUUGUGCUCAGAGCGACCUGCAGUGUCUGCUUGAAUGUGUCGGGAGAAAUUUUCUUCUGCUAAGAAUCUUAUGUUUUCGCUGACCUUUGUCUGACUUUGUGUGAGCAGCAUAACAUAAAAAGUAAUAAAGGAUUUCUAGACAUGUAUGGCCAAAAUGAUGACCAGUCGUGACAUUGGAAUCUGAACUCUCAUUUUGAAGCCUCGAGACCUGUGAUGUACAGUAGAAGGGCACCGUGUUAAUGUUUUGCAAACAGAAAUGCACACAUUGGUCGUUACGCUGGUGUCCACUCAUAUUUUCCUCUUAAAUGUAACAUUAUUGACUAAUUUGACAUCGUGUUUGCUAAGUAACUCCUCAGAAAAUGUUUUACUGACACUAUUAAUCAAGUGGGAACUGGGCUCACUUUUCCAUCAACUUCCAUUGAACAGAGUUCUUUUUGCAACCAGCAGCGUCACCCCCUAGUGGAUAUUCAUUAUAUUCUUAUUUCCUGGUCGGCUUCAGGAGGAAAUCGGGGCACUACAUUCUUUUUUUUUACAUGAGAAAGAAAGAAAUGCUUAGGUUUCAGGAUUUUAAAAAAAACAAAAAAAAACUGUUGACCUUGUGAGAUCAGGGAAUGUUUUGGUUGGUUUUAAAAUAAAGGUCUGCAAAUAUAGGUCUCUGUUGUCAUUCAAAUGAAGAUAUUAAUCUGAAGCAUAAAAAACUAAAAUAUUUUUGUUUUUAAUUUAGUUUUUAAAAUGCUUUAGAUUCUGAUGCACGGUCUCACAGUUCCCUCGUCUACCCAAAGAAUGUAGCAUACUUGUACUGCAUUUUGACACCAUUUCCGGUAUUAGGUGUGUUUUCCACUGUAUUGUCUAACGUUGUCAAAAGUAGAUGUGUAGUUGGUCACUGUCACUAAAGCUGAGUAUGUGAACAGGAAGCUUAACUUUCUGUGGUUAGCCAAGCAUUUGCUGUGCACUUGGCUGCAUACAGGAAGCUGCAAGUGUCACUCACACUGCUCUUCAGGCUGAAAACAUUUGCUUUGUCUGGGAGGCUUUUUGUACUCGCACAUCAAGAAAUUUGUCUGAAAAUGGCCCAGGGAAAGGAGCAAUCCUUCGCCAGCCGUUUAUUUCAAAAGUAUCGCAAGAGUAGCCUCGAUCAGAGAGGACAAGAGAGUGAUGUGCCUCAUAUCUCCGAGUUCACCAUCAUGUGGGAUAAGUUGAUGAAAGAGUUCUUAGCUAAAGCCAAAGAAGAUUUUUUAAGAAAAUGGGAGUGUCCACCACAGAGCACAACAGCCCUGGAUGACUUUGAUAGAUUUAAGACUUUGGGCACUGGCUCAUUUGGACGAGUUAUGCUCGUCAAACAUAAAGGAACAAACCAGUUCUACGCCAUGAAGAUCUUGGACAAACAAAAAGUGGUUAAAUUGAAGCAGAUAGAACACACACUAAAUGAAAAGAGAAUACUACAGGCCGUCUCCUUCCCCUUCCUCGUCAGAUUGGAGUAUGCUUUCAAGGACAACUCAAACCUCUAUAUGGUGAUGGAAUAUGUCCCUGGUGGAGAAAUGUUUUCACAUCUCAGACGUAUCGGAAGGUUCAGUGAAAACCAUGCAAGAUUUUAUGCAGCUCAGAUCGUGCUCACCUUUGAGUACCUUCACUCUUUAGACCUCAUCUACAGGGACUUGAAGCCUGAAAACCUGCUCAUAGAUCAACAUGGGUACAUCCAGGUCACAGACUUUGGCUUUGCCAAAAGAGUAAAAGGCAGGACCUGGACAUUGUGUGGAACUCCUGAGUACCUGGCUCCAGAGAUCAUCCUCAGCAAGGGCUACAACAAAGCUGUGGACUGGUGGGCACUUGGAGUUCUUAUCUAUGAAAUGGCUGCUGGUUAUCCUCCUUUUUUCGCUGAUCAGCCUAUCCAGAUCUAUGAAAAGAUUGUGUCUGGCAAGGUACGAUUCCCCUCUCACUUCAGCUCCGACCUGAAGGACUUGCUGAGAAACCUGCUUCAGGUAGACCUGACAAAGAGAUUCGGCAACUUGAAGAACGGCGUGAAUGACAUCAAAAAUCACAAGUGGUUCUCCACAACAGACUGGAUCGCAGUCUACGAGAGAAAGGUUGAAGCUCCCUUCUUGCCAAAGUGCAGAGGUCCAGGAGAUACAAGCAACUUCGACGACUACGAAGAGGAGGACAUUCGUGUCUCACAAACGGAAAAGUGUGCGAAAGAGUUUGCUGACUUCUAGUGAGUGAGCGAGCAAGAGUCCCAGCAGGGCUCAGGUGUUUUAAGGAUAUUUGCACUCUCCCGGGGGUUAAGGUGGAACUGUAGCUGUCACACUUUCAAUACAAAAGCUUCAUUCCACACAGCAGAAUGAGGCCCUUCUUGCCAUGAUCCUGCGUGCAGUUAGCACUAACCUAUACACAGGCACAUUAUGCAGACACCCUUUGUGCUGCGACACAAAAAUACAAGACCACUUCCUCUUGGGGUUUUUUUUUGUUAUUCGUUUUGCCACGUUUUGUGUGUGUCCCCCACCACCUUUUUACUCAAUUCAAAUAAUUUUUACUCCCAAAGCUUCAUGAGAGCCACUGCAAUUCCAAAUCUUAAAUGGCACAAAGAGUGAUCAAUUGUAUUAGCUGGCGUUGCACUUUUUGUGAUAAAAGCUUUAGGAGAAUAGAAGUUUUUGGUUUCAUAUUUCGACAAUGAAUUUUGCCAUGUCUGUCGUCUGUUACAGGCUCGAGUGUUUUUGGGUUUCAUCAAUUGCUGACUUUAACAGAAACCAUUACUUAUCCAUUUCGGUGUCCUACAACCUGCAUACAUACUAUACAGUUUAAACCCUUGUCGUUUUUUAGUUUUUUUUUGUUUUGUCAAAGCAUGACCAAAAUUCAGUCAAAGACUGUGGUGCUUGGUGAAGGAAUAGAAACCCUCCAGGUUUCUGGUUUUCAGCACUUCCAUCCUUGAAGAGACUGAUUAACAGUGACAGGUGUUGUUGUGAAACAGAAGCUUGUCAGGCGCUGUAUUAGUUGAUCAGUUGUAGCAUUGUUUUUGUCCAUAUCUGGUCACAGAAUAUUUACUUUUACCUCAGUCAAGGUCUGGUAUUAAAUGAAUGGAAGGAAAUAAUAUUUUUUCAGGUACAGCUGUUGCUCUAAGAAUGGAAACUGCUGAAGUUUGAGUGUGUGUGACUCCACACAGCAGGUCGUCUGUCUUUGGUAUGUCCGUAAAUGCAUGAAGUGCAUUGAUGUGGUGCAUUUUUCAGAAGCAGAGUGGUCAAUUUCUAGAUUUUCAUUCAGGGGGCAUCGUAGUGGAAACAAGGCAGUGUUGUCGCAUGGACUUGUUUUGAAUUGCUUUUUGAUUUUGUUUAUAAAAGUUAAUUCUGCUUUAGCAGAGCACUUGGACGACAUUGUGUAAUUGACAUAUUUGCUUUAUUUUCUGUUUUACUCUUGCAUGUUAAAUAUUUGUACAUCGGUGUCACAACACACAUGCUGUAGUUUUUCAUUUUGUAACCGAUGCACUGGGACAUUGACACAUUAGACUUUUUAUCUGAGGGACUUAUUCCAGUUAACACAAUACUAAAACAUGAAAUAUUCUUAAACUAUAAAAUAACAACAUAACAGUUAGUAUUUUGGCAUCAUCCAGUCACUGCAGUUAUACACUACAGAUCAAAAGUCUGAAAACACCUCUGUUUUACCAGCUAGGUCUCCCUAACCAACAGGAUGAUCGAAGUUAUUAUCUAUCAAUUCUUUCUUUCUGAAGGUGUGACGCUGGCAGAAUACAAAGUGCAAAAGGAGGCAGAGCCACGCACUAACCCAUCUGUCUUCUUUGCUGAGGGAAUGUUGUUAAUUCUUAAUCUCUGAAAAUCCAUAGCGCAAGCUUUAAAACGAAAACAGCGCGGGCAGCCUAAUAGUUGCUCUUGUACAUUUUAAAGUUGUCAGUAAAGAUAUAGAUUAAAAACUGGAAAAUGUUGGUGUUUUAGAUAUUUGAUCUGUAGUACAGUAGUCUUUUUUGCAUCAUUUUCAUUAAAAAAAAAAGCACACUGUGAUGUAGCAUAAUUUAAUCAUUCUUCCUCGCAGAAAGGAACAAUAAUGGACAAAUUGCCGUAGUCUUGUCUUGAAGGGAAUAAGGAGUCUCGAUUUUCAAGAUUUGUUUUUUUUUUAUUGCGUAUUUGUUUGUGUUUGGUUUUUGUCUCCACAAAAUAUAUUAGUCUUGCUCUUUUAUUCUUUACUCAGCACCAGUACUUUCCCAUUCAUUUCUGACACGUUGCCCGUCCAUGCUGCUGUAAUGAACGUACCUGUAAACUCCUCACCAGCUCCACAGGUUGUUGUAUUUCAAAUACAUGUACUUCCAUAGUGAGGGAGAUCAGAUUGAGGUCAUUUCUGCAGGUUGGACGCUCAGGAUUGUGCGGAAAUGGUUGUCGUUCGUCUUGUUGGAAACAUUUAUCCAUCGUCAUCUCCUACGUUUUUUUCAGACGUUUAAAUCAUUACUUGACACGGUGCUCAAGUCUUUGUAGAUGAGAAAUCAUGCAAUUUGUUCAAGUUCAACAAUCUUAGAACCAAAUGUGAAAAGGGACUGAAUGCUAUUUUGAGGCACUUACUGUCUAUGACCUGGAAUUUAACAUUUUGUCAUAGUUAAAGCAAUUAAUGACAUUUUACUUAGCUUAUUUCAAUUCAAACGGCACAACUGAUUCUAAUAUUUAAUUUAUAUUUUGAGAUGUCUUCUAAAAUAACAUUUUAACUGUUUUAAAUGUUGCAUAGUUCUCAAUGUAUAAGGAGAUUCCAAAUGUUUUGUUCUAAUAUUGGAUGUUCUAAUAUUUGUUCUAAUAUAUUUGUACAUCUUUUUUUCCCCUUAAAAGAAUAAGAUAUUUAUAGAAAUAAACAUAUUUACAAACAGAUUAUACAAACUGAUGCCUCAUAUGCCUCUUGACAGUUCUAUCCUUUUACCUAGUUUAAUUUAUUUUAUUAGAAAAUCAAUUUUAUUGAAGAGGGUGAAGCAUUAUUUUCCCAGUUUAAAGGUUGAACAGAAUGUGAGCACAGACUCGAUGUUUUUGUUGUUUUGUUGUUUUGGACAAGAAACUUUGAAAACUAUACCUGGGAAUUCAGCAUGUUUUAGUCCAAACUGCCUGUGUGUAGAUCUUCCAAGAAAGUGUGUAGGAAAUCCACCGCUCUUCUCUAGGUGUCAUUUAACUUUCCCUUAUGUGUAAUAAUGUUUGUCAUGUUUGAUGUAAACAAUGGCACUUUUCCCUGAGUCACUCCACACUCCUGAUUGAAGGAAUCCUUUUUUUCUUUUUCUUUUUUUCUUUUGCACAUCAUUUAGAAAGCUGACAGGUUUUUUUGUUCUCACCCAUAUAUUUACUUGUGUUUGCAAGGAGAAUAUACUUUGCUGUAGCAGAUUUUAUGUAACAAAAGAUACGUCACUAUAAUAAAUCAUUUUUAUUAAAAACUCUGA
This is a messenger RNA of Solea solea (common sole), 6594 nucleotides long. RefSeq names its product protein kinase, cAMP-dependent, catalytic, beta a (gene prkacba). The record is from RefSeq and is a predicted model, not a curated record. Gene Ontology annotation, biological process: peptidyl-serine phosphorylation. Bases 2258 to 3400 code for a protein of 380 amino acids. Gene Ontology annotation, molecular function: ATP binding; cAMP-dependent protein kinase activity. Gene Ontology annotation, cellular component: nucleus; cAMP-dependent protein kinase complex. NCBI's taxonomy places the organism in Eukaryota, Metazoa, Chordata, Actinopteri, Pleuronectiformes, Soleidae. The transcript has 10 exons.